Molecule: messenger RNA, 934 nt
Organism: Nematostella vectensis (starlet sea anemone)
Lineage: Eukaryota; Metazoa; Cnidaria; Anthozoa; Actiniaria; Edwardsiidae
Product: protein LKAAEAR1
Exons: 7
Coding region: 171-725 (184 amino acids)
Source: RefSeq, a predicted model, not a curated record
CUCGCAUAGGUGAGUCGCCAUGGUUACACCCUCGCGCUAUUAUUUCCAAAAUGGCGCGGAGUUGACGAAGAAGAAGAUGUAGUCUUCAAAAGACUUUCGUUUUCUUGGUUUUUAUUACUGCGAUCGUCGAGAUACGGACUUUAUUAGACGUAGAAAAGCUUCAAUAAGACAUGGCUAGCGGUUCGAACGUGAAGCUACCUCAGCUUGAAGCAAGCUCAGGGGAUAGAUCCACUGGGGAACGUUUUCAAGCCCGCAACAGAACACAGUUGAACAAGAAAGAAAUACAAAAGCUCCCUCCUCACCAGAGAAGUCGAUAUCUUGCAUAUGAAUCCCCCGCUAAGGAGGUGGCAGAGUCCAUGUCUGCUGCUAGAAAGAGACUCAAGGAACUCAAAAAACAGAUGAAAAAAGAAACUAAGCCCCCAGCAUUAGAGACCAUCACUGAGCAAGACAAACACGUCAAACUGAUAGGACAGUUGAAGGCUGCUGAGGCCAGGAAUAGAAUCCGGCUGAUGAGGCUGAGAUAUGAGCAUAAUAGGGCUUCUGAAGUGAACCACCUGAUAUCAUGCCAGCCAACAGCUCUCAAGGCUGUCCGCCUUCAGAGUUUAGUCCCCCCUGAGACAGACCCUAUCAAGAUAAGGGACCUUCUAGGGAAAGGCGAGAGGUAUCGAGUCAACGCUCUCCUUGAAGAUGAAGUUGGACUUGAAACAGCACGAAUAAUAUCCUAAUAGAAUAAUAUCCUAACAGUUAUAGGAUAUUAUUACUGCAUGGUGGGUGAUCUGAUCCGUGCACAUAUGGUUGUCGUGCUAAUGCAAAAUAGUAUUACACCAUUUAUUUACCCCCAUGUAAAAGAUGAGAUGAGAUAAAUAUCUAACUUACUUUGUAAAGCUUGUUAGGAUUAUUUGUAAAUAUUAUUAAUAAAUGGAUAAGCAGCGAA